UUCAACCGCCACAUUCACUCCAAAGCUUUUCUCUCCAUUCCCAAACUCUUCACAUUCCUUCUUCAAUGGCGGACUCAGACUCCAACACGCCUAUCCCCUUCGUCUUCCCUUCCUCCGCUCCCCAAGGAAGCCUUCGUCGGCGGUGAUGAUGGCGAAGAGAGACGAGGAACUCAAGGAAAUCCGAUCCAAGACAACCGAACAGAUCAACGAGGAGAUUAUCGAUCUCAAGCGUGAUCUCUUCAUGCUCCGCCUCCAGAAAUCUUCUCGCACCGAGUUCAAGUCCAGCGAGUUCCGUCUCAUGCGCAAAAAGUUCUUCAGGACCUACUAAAGAUCUCCUUAAAAAGGGGGCCAAAACCCUGAAACCUCGAUAAAGGUCUCUCUUCCCGCCAAGUCGCCGUCGUCAACUGCCGCCACUGCCUGCAGCGUCGCAAGCCCAGUCGAAUCCCCAAUCUCAUCUCGUUGUAGUUGCAAUGACGGAAUCAGUUUUGGCGUUCGAAGAAGUGCAGAGAGAGGUUGAAUGCCAAGAGUCAUCGUUGUCGCAGUCUUCUUCUUAUGGCCUCAAAUUGGUGCCUUGGAUUUGCUGGGACGAGUGGCUCUUCGUCUACGAUUCUCUCUUCUCUGAUUCUCAUGAAGCUUUUGCCUCCGCUUUCAGAAAGAUAUCAACAUGGAGAAGCCGAGGAUGCCUUCCUGUUACGGUCGAUGUUACGGCAUCUAUCAUUGAAAUUCAACAAAAAGAUCCUUACUUUAGAAAGGGCCAAGAUAUUGCUACUUCAGUUGAAGAUGGAGCAAAUCAAUGUGUCAACGUUUCUCUUUCAGAUGAAAUGCUGGCCAUGUUGUAUUCAAUGGCAAUCAUGAGAUGUUUCUUUUCCUUUGGAAGGCUUGUCAAUGGUGUUAUUGAGAAGACACGAAAGAAACAAGAGGUUUCAAUUGCUGUGGCUGCUAAUGCAAUUGGCAUGCCACGUACAUUGAUUGAUAUCCGCCAUGAGGGAUCUCAUCGUGAGCUUCCUGCACUUCAGAUAGUCCGUGGUGCCUCAAUUACAGCACUUGAUUGGUUGAAAUCUUACUACUGGGAACCUCAGAAGAAGGCAAUUCCAUUUCAGGGUGACAGUACUACUAAGAUCAGAAAACGAAUUAAGUCUAAACUCCACGAGCUGGCCUUUUGCUUGAAUGCUAAGGAGAGUCUUCAAUCUUCCUCGUCACCAUUGAAAGGGAAACGUGGCCGAAAUUUCAAUUUGCUUUGUGGGCGGAAUAAGUUUCUUUCACUUGCAACUGGAGAACUCCGCUCAUCUAAAUCUGAAGGUAACAAGAAACAGAUCACAAAGGUCAUAAAACAUCUUGUUGGGUUGUUUUCCUCCUGCUCCUCAGAAGUUGUAUCUGCAUUGUUGGACCUCUUGCUAAUGGCUUUAAGUUCCUCACACUCAAUGGAGCCUUCGGUAGAUGCUGAGAUUGGUCCAAGCACAGAGACUUUGUUGGAUGAAUGGAAACUUCCUAUAAAAAAGAUUUCAAACAAGGAGCCAGAAGUCCUCGCUGCUCUUCUUAAGGAAGUUCUUGAUGUGAUUGAGAGUCAUGAAAAUAUGAAGUAUGAAACAGGGACAGAAUGUCUUACAUUGUCUGACAACGGCCGAGAUGUUCGUCGAGUUGAAUACCUUGCUUCUCUUUUUGCAUGGCUUGUUCAAAUCCUCAAGGAAUUAAAGCCUCGCCGCCAUAAAGAUUCUGCAGCUAAGACAAAGUCGUCCUCGGCAGAAUCAACGAUAUCAAAAGCAUUACUGAUGCAACUGCUACGAAAAUGCCUCGCAUUGUCGGCUCCAGGAAACAAGCAUCUGAUGGAUUCUGCCCUGUAUAUCACCCAGCUGAUUGGAUGCAACCAUCUAAUGAAGAAACUAAACAAACUCUCUUCCCUAGUCUCAUCAAAUUCAGAAAUUAUCGAAGACAAGUCCUCUCUCUUCAAUUCGAAGAGUCUUAUCCAGCGAGAUGAAUCCAUUUCUCAAGCAGCUAAGAAGCUUGAGUUGAUCAAACACCUCCGAAUGAAAAGGAAAGUAGCAAAUGCUGCAGAUGAUGACAUGGGAAAUUCGAGAAGGUGGGCCGUCUCAACGUCGUGGAUUCCAUGUCCAAUUGGCAUGUUACCUAAUUCUGUGGGGUCUUCUGGAUGCCUUCCUGUUCUCGACUGCAAAGGCGACCAGAAGAAGAAUUCUGAAACUCAGCAAGCAAGAGAAAAUUUGGAAUUCAACUGUUAUAGUGAAGCGAUUGGGCCUACUCCUGCGCUGCUAGACGGCUCUGGUGUCAAGAAGAGACGGCUGACAGUUGAAGGCGAUUUUGAAUCUAAUCGGGGAGAGGAUGUCUCCAUAUUGGAAGGUCUUGAUGGGCAACUGAUGAUAGGCGGGGUUUGGAAGACAGUUGGAGAAGAAGAUAUACUUGAUAUUAAAUCUUCGGUAAGGAUAUUGGUUUAGUCACAACUUCAACCAUGCUUAGCUGAUUUGAUUAUGAAAAUUACGAGUUUCUAUCAGGACAUUGCGAUCUGAGGUUGCGGUUCUUCCUUGGAUCGUGUCAACGCAUUAUAUCAUUAUUAAACGAAACCGUCGUUACUAAUGCAUUUUUGCGCCGACGAUGCUUCUGAUCAUUGCAUGAAGUUGGAUUAAGAAUCUAGCAAGGAUUAGAAUGGAAGAUGUUCAAUAGUUGUUUUGAGUUGUUUUCCAAGAAAUCCAAACGCCCAUAUGUUUCCCA
Molecule: messenger RNA, 2721 nt
Organism: Morus notabilis
Lineage: Eukaryota; Viridiplantae; Streptophyta; Magnoliopsida; Rosales; Moraceae
Product: pre-rRNA-processing protein las1
Exons: 10
Coding region: 471-2447 (658 amino acids)
Biological process (GO): maturation of LSU-rRNA; maturation of 5.8S rRNA
Cellular component (GO): preribosome, large subunit precursor; Las1 complex
Molecular function (GO): endonuclease activity
Source: RefSeq, a predicted model, not a curated record